CAAAUUGUUAGAAACAUCAGAAACAUAUUCGUUGUUUUGACGAAAUUGAAGCUAGCGUUGGCUCAGAGACAGACAUGAAUCCGUUAACAAACGUAAAGAACAUUCAGAAAAUGAAUGAACGAAUGUUGGAGAUGGGAGUGGAAGACAGUCAAGCUUGGCACAAACAAUACAAAGAUAGUGCCUACGUCUUCAUUGGUGGACUCCCUUACGACCUUACAGAAGGUGACGUCUUGUGUGUUUUUUCACAAUAUGGUGAAAUAGUAAAUGUAAAUCUAGUCAGAGACAAGAAAACUGGAAAACCAAAAGGAUUUUGUUUCUUGUGUUAUGAAGACCAACGUAGUACUAUUUUGGCUGUGGACAACCUCAAUGGCAUCAAGCUUGGCGGCAGGAUCAUCCGAGUGGAUCACUGUGCUAAUUAUCGGCGACCCAAAGGAGAUGAGAAGGACGAGCACGGAAACAGGAAGGAGAUUAUUGAGGAAGGCUGCGCACCAAAGACACCGUCACCUUCACCACCGGCUUCUGAUGAGGAAGAGGAAUUACUGGAGCUGCCAAAGAAAAGGAAAAAAGAGAAGAAAGCAAAGAAACAAAAGAAACACAAAGAUGAGAAAACGCCAAAGAAAAAGAAAACGACGGUCAGCUCAGGCGAGGAAGAUCCCGCAGAAAAAAGGAAAAAGCUUGAAAAGGAGCCGUGGAGAGAAAAAGCGCCUGCUAGAGCAAGCCAAACUGAGAAGGACAAACGUGAUAGGACUGACCGAGGUGUACAGCGUGACAGUGAUUCUCAAGAUUUGAAAGUUACGCGUGAUAAUAAGCGUGAUCGUGGGGAACGUGAUUUUAAAGAUGGUGACGCAAGUAGAGAUGUGCAUGAGCGUGGACGUGACCGUGAAGCGCUAAAUCAUGUACGAGACAUUCGAGAGCGUGAUAAGGAAACGCGUGAUCGUGAUGUUCAUGAACGCGAUCGUGAAACGCGUCUUCGUGAUUAUCGUGAACGUGAUUCUGGUGGUGCGAGUGAACGUCACAAUCACGAUUAUCACUCAACGUAUGACCCGAGAGAGCAAACGGACAGGGCUUAUCACGCAUCACGUCACGAUAAAGACCGAGAGGUUGACGAAAAAAGGAAGGAUAGAUUUGAUAAGCUAAGAGACCGUACAGAAGAUGAAGGCAGGACAUACGAAAGACGCGAUAGAAAUCACGACGGUGAUCGCAAAGAUAGAAGAUAAUAGAUACAUGUAGAUAUUAACAGCCAUAGCUUCGCCUUGGGGUGCUUGCCUUUGAAAUGAUCCAGCGCAUAUUUCAAGUUAUCUACAGGCCAAGCGUGCGCAUCAAGCUCAUUUCCUAGGCUCUUCCAUCUUCCAGCCCUCCCGAGCGAGGAGGGAAGAGGAGGGCGGUAAGAUGAGGGACCCUGGGAACGAGGUUGCUCGCGCAUGGCCGUCGUAUCCAGUUCCUAGCCUUUCGCGCCUCCUUCAUUCCAGAUUUUAUCACGUGAUACCCUUGAUGUGCUAAUGGAGAAAGAUAGCUUAUGCCGGAAAAACAGGAAACUCAAUGUCGUAGGUGGAUGCACUCUUCGCACUUCGCGUAGUCUCCUUUGAAACCACUCGCGCUGGAGUCACGCAACACUUCCCGUGCGUGACUCCGGUGCAAGCGGUUGUGAAGGCGACUUAACUUUGCCAGAUGCCUUUUGAUAUGGAUGGCCCUGGACUACAACAGGUUUCUUUGAAAUUUAAAUAUAGCCAUCAUAAUGCAAGUGUAUUCUCAUUGCAAAGAUAUGUGAAAGGAGCAACUCAGUAAAACUCAAUAAACAGAGCUAGCAACUCAGUAAAACUCAAUAAACAAAGCUGAACCAUUGAUAUCUAUCUACUCUUGGCUCUGUGUAAUCUGCACUGUGUAACUCUUAUACGGGUUGAAACAAAAUUACCAGAAUAGAACAUUUUAUUUUCUUGUCGAUGAAAAAUGAAACAAAAAAUCACAUGUUUUUAAAUGAACUUUCCUUUCCCACUGAAAAGUAUAGUGCACAUUGUAACGCAAUACAGACACCAUGCAGUUCUAUUUGAUAGUUCAAUUCUUAAUCUGACCACAAAAGUACAGCUAGGAAAAAAAUCUAGGUAUUUAAGAUUUUCGCUCGGACGUCCUUAAAAAAUUCUCCUGUGUUCUUUAAAAAUCUCUAAUCUUCAUUUAAAACUAAUUGGCACUUUUCUUGCUCUUUGAAGUUUGAAUUAUCAUCAAUAACAUUGUCUGAUUUCUAAAAAUUAAUUUCUGUCACGAAGAUGCCGGUACAGUUAAAUCAAUCGGAAACGGUUAUCAUAAUUUAGUAAGUCACCUCCGUUAAUUUUGAGGCCAUUAAUCUGUAAAUAUCCAGCCCCCAGAAGCUGCAGAGUGAUGUACUGUGCCAGAAUUGGCCGGUCAAAGAAGAUGACAUGUCCCUCCUCUACAAACCCGUGAGGUGGACCGGCAAAGAAUCCGCACCUGGAGUUGACCUCCAGCAUCUUGUUAGCAUCGGUUCCUCUUUCCUGGGCUGUGAAACCGUCAGGGACAGGAGCCAUUCCAGCUCUGAUCUCCACAUUUACUAGCCUAUUCCAACAGCUGUUCUUACGGUUGAUAAUGGUCACUGCCGAGAUUAGCACAGGGGAAGGGAACUUCACCUCUAGCCAUGGAUUCAUCUCGCAUUUCGAGUGGAAAAAAGUAACAUCACUGUUCGAAAUUUGCCCGUUAAUGGCUAAUUUUGGUGCCCAAUUAUUGAAAUUGCCUUGGUAAACUGAAGAACCACGAGCUUGAAAGACAAUUUCUUCUUUCG
Messenger RNA from Orbicella faveolata, 2788 nucleotides. RefSeq lists its product as uncharacterized. Gene Ontology annotation, cellular component: U2 snRNP; catalytic step 2 spliceosome; precatalytic spliceosome. Lineage: Eukaryota; Metazoa; Cnidaria; Anthozoa; Scleractinia; Merulinidae. Gene Ontology annotation, molecular function: RNA binding. The record is from RefSeq and is a predicted model, not a curated record. Gene Ontology annotation, biological process: mRNA splicing, via spliceosome.